Molecule: messenger RNA, 2104 nt
Organism: Contarinia nasturtii (swede midge)
Lineage: Eukaryota; Metazoa; Arthropoda; Insecta; Diptera; Cecidomyiidae
Gene: Stam
Product: signal transducing adapter molecule 1
Exons: 6
Coding region: 213-1994 (593 amino acids)
Biological process (GO): protein transport to vacuole involved in ubiquitin-dependent protein catabolic process via the multivesicular body sorting pathway
Cellular component (GO): ESCRT-0 complex
Molecular function (GO): phosphatidylinositol binding; ubiquitin binding
Source: RefSeq, a predicted model, not a curated record
UAUUAUUUGGACGAAAAGAUAUUUUUUUAAUCAAUUUCAGAAGAAUAAUUUUCCUAUUUGUUGUAUCUUAUUCAUUUAGUACAUAGUGUUUUGCCUAUUCUCGAUAACAUAAAAAUACUCAAAAGGAAUUUUUACUUUCUUGAGAAAAUAUUCAUAAGAAGAAAAAAACAAGUUUGAAGUAACAAAGAGAAAUCUAAUCAAAACAAAAAAAAAUGUUUUCCUUGUUCGGAUCGACAACUCCCUUUGAUGCUGAUGUUGAUAAGGCAACUAGCGAAAACAAUACAACGGAACAAUGGGAUGUAAUCAUAGACAUUUGCGAUAAAGCUGGAGCAAAUCCAAAAAAUGCAAAAGAUUGCAUUCGUUCAAUAAUGAAGCGAAUGGGCCACAAUGAUCCACAUGUCGCAAUUCAAGCAAUUACUUUAUUGGAUGCAUGCAUUAAAAAUUGUGGCCGGACAUUUCAUUUAGAAAUAGCGUCGAGAGAUUUCGAAACUGAGUUUCAGCGAUUGAUGGCCAAGGCUAUCCCAUCUGUUGCGCAGAAAAUGAGAAUUUCAUUGAAAAAAUGGGCCGAAAACGAGUUUAAAAUGGAUCCACAACUCAAUUUAAUACCUUCACUAUAUCAAAAAUUGAAGAGUGAAGGUGCUGAUUUCAGUGAUACUACGAUUGAAACACCAAAACCGGUGGUUAGCAAAGAUCCAAAUGUUGUAAGCAGCCAACAAGAAGAGGAUGAUAUUGCCAAAGCAAUUGAACUGUCAUUGAAAGAAAAGAAUGAAGGUGUCAAAACUACAACCGCCGCAUCUGCGUCGUCGUCAUCGUCAUUUCUGUCGCUUUAUCCAAGUAUGAACGAAAGUGCAAAAAGUUCACCAAAACAUCAGCAGAAAAAAGACGGCCGAAAGGUGCGCGCUUUGUAUGAUUUUGAGGCGGCUGAAGACAAUGAAUUAACAUUUUUUUCGGGUGAAAUAAUCUAUGUGUUGGAUGAUUCCGAUUCAAAUUGGUGGACGGGUUAUAAUGACCGUGGCGAAGGUUUAUUUCCAUCGAAUUUUGUUACAGCUGAUUUAAAUGCCGAUUUAGAUACAAAUCGAUAUGACACAAAAACCAAUGAUGUCAAAUCGAACAUUAAAACGGAAGAACAUAAAACAGAAGAAAUACAAAUCGAUGAAAUGAAAAUCGAUCGUUUAUUACACUUGCUGCAUGAAGCUAACCCCGAAGAUCCGUCUCAAGAUCCAGAAGAAAUGUUUAUUUUGGAGGCACAAGUAAAUCAAAUGUUGCCACUCAUUGAUAGUGAAUUGGAGCGUGUCGAUCGGAAUCACGCAAAACUGACACAGCUGAGCACAAGUUUAGUCGAAGCAAUUAAUAUGUAUCAUAUGCUAAUGCGAGAAUCUGAUAUACAAGCCCAAUUUCCACCGCAAUUACUACGACAUCCUGGUCCAAUUUUACCGAAUGGAAUGUACAAUCCUCAAUUCUACUCUCAAAUGGGGGGUCAAUAUCUGAAUCAUUCGGGUUCAAUGCCACACCAGUCAUUGCCUCAGUAUCAACCAAAUCAACCGGAAGGCAAUACACAUCAAUCAUUACAUCAUAUGCAACCCGUAUCUCAACCGUUCGUAAAUCAGUACCAGCCAGCAAAUGAUCACCAUAUUCAACAAGCGCCUGGAAUGAUUUCACAUUUCAAUCAGGUUCCAAAUAUGACAGGUGUACCACCAAACAUCCCACAACAGCCAAACACUCAUUCUAUGAUGCCAAUGCAUUUUCAACAAAGCAUUGCUGUAGACGGAGCACAUUUAAACAACCAACACCCAAUUCCGGUCGUUGAAUCCACACAAUAUCAACCGAAUACUGUAAUGACAACACAAGUGCAACAGCAAGGCAUUCCACUACCUGUCAUGGUCCACCAUUCAUCUCCAAAUCAACAAAUUAAUCCAAACACAAUAAAUCAACCGGUUUCGUCAACUAUUUUACCACAGCAGCCCAACAUUCCUGUUUUUCAGCAACAGCGAUAGAAUAUUGGUUUAGACUUUUGUCAAAAAAAAACACUUGGAAAGUCGAGAUUUUAAAACAAAAUUAUGUUAUUACGAAUAUGAAAAAAAUAGAUAAGAAAUGACACCAUAAA